Molecule: messenger RNA, 2357 nt
Organism: Bombina bombina (fire-bellied toad)
Lineage: Eukaryota; Metazoa; Chordata; Amphibia; Anura; Bombinatoridae
Gene: AP4B1
Product: adaptor related protein complex 4 subunit beta 1
Exons: 11
Coding region: 131-2338 (735 amino acids)
Biological process (GO): intracellular protein transport; vesicle-mediated transport
Cellular component (GO): membrane coat; clathrin adaptor complex
Molecular function (GO): clathrin binding
Source: RefSeq, a predicted model, not a curated record
AGGAAGUGCUGCAGCAGCGAUUGGAGCCCAAUAAGAAGCUUUGACUUGUCUUGCCAGACCCUGACAUGCGUGAGACCAUAGGGCUGAGAGAUUGUGAUUUUACAAAGAUUUGAAAACCUAAUUCUUCACUAUGCCUUAUUUGGGGUCAGAAGACGCUGUCAAAGAGCUAAAGAGAGCUCUCUGUAAUCCUCACAUCCAGGCAGAUCGACUGAGAUACAGAAAUGCCAUCCACAAAGUAAUCCGGCACAUGACCCAGGGAGUAGAUGUGUCCAGUGUCUUCAUGGAGAUGGUUAAGGCCAGUGCCACUGUAGACAUUGUACAGAAGAAGCUAGUCUACUUAUACAUGUGCACGUAUGCCACUCAGAAACCAGAUCUGGCCCUUUUAGCUAUUAAUACUUUGUGCAAAGACUGCUCGGAUCCUAACCCCAUGGUGAGAGGCCUGGCAUUACGAAGCAUGUGCAACCUCAGAAUGCCUGGAAUCCAUGAAUACAUACAACAGCCUAUUCAAAAUGGCCUCCGAGACAAAGCAUCGUAUGUGAGAAGAGUGGCUGUGCUGGGAUGUGCAAAAAUGCAUGCACAGCAAGGAGAUGUGGAAGUUGAUGGGGCUAUGGUGAAUGAGUUAUACAGUCUACUUCGAGACCCUGACCCUAUUGUCCUGGUGAACUGCUUAAGGGCACUAGAGGAAAUCCUAAAGAGAGAAGGAGGCAUUGUGAUCAACAAACCAAUAGCUCAUCAUUUACUCAACAGGAUGGCCGAUUUGGACCAAUGGGGUCAAACUGAAGUUUUGUUUUUCCUACUUCGGUACAAACCCAGAAGUGAAGAGGAAAUUUUUGAUAUCCUGAACCUUCUCGAUGUAUUCCUCAAAAGCACCCAUGCUGGCGUUGUCAUAGGAGCUGCCAAACUCUUCCUGGUUCUAGCAAACGACUUCCCCCAUGUCCAAACAGAUGUCCUGUUCCGACUGAAGGGCCCACUGCUGUCUGCAUGCACCUCAGAAAACCGAGAGAUGUGCUUUGCAGCCCUUUGCCAUGUGCGAGAGAUUCUGCAAAGCUUACCAGGACAUUUUAGCAGCCACUACAAAAAGUUUUUUUGCUCUUACAACGAUCCUCACUACAUCAAGAACCAGAAGAUGGAUAUUCUGUGCGAGCUGGUAAACGAUGAGAACGUGCACAAUAUUCUGGAGGAGCUCAGAGUCUGUUGCACAGAUGUGUCUGUCCAGCUCUCUCAAACUGCUAUUUUUGCAAUAGGUCGCAUUGCAAGAAUGUAUAGUGAGAAAUGUGUGGAAACAUUAGCAGACCUACUUGAGUUCAAACAAGAACACAUUACAUCAGCCGUCAUACAGACUUUCCGAGACCUUGUGUGGUUGUGUCCACAAUGCACUACAGACGUGUGUCUGGCUAUUCCUGGAUGUGAGGAAAAUAUUCAGGAUAACGAGGGGAAGCAGGCACUGAUUUGGCUUUUGGGGAUGCAUGGAGAACUAAUUCCUAAUGCCCCCUAUGUAUUGGAGGACUAUGCUGAUAAUAUUAAGGCAGAGACUUGUCCAGUAGUGAAGAUGGAGCUGCUGACUGCCCUUGUGCGACUGUUCCUGUCUAGACCAGCAGAAUGUCAAGACACACUGGGGCGACUUAUUUAUUUCUGCAUUGAGGAGGAGACCAACAUGGCUGUGCGCGAUCGAGGCCUAUUUUACUACAGACUAUUAGCUGCCGGUGUGGAGGAAGUUAAACUAGUUAUGAACAGCCCAAAAUCUGAUCCAUCUGUUGGUCUCUUGGUGAAUCGAACAGAGCAACCAUUUAAAAACUGGGUGCCACGUUUUAACACAUUAGUACCAUUAUAUGAAAAGAAACAGUGGGAAUGUCUGUCUCCCAGAGCAAACAGGACUAACCUUAGCCUUUUGGAAAAUGCUUCAGAUCAUCUAGUAAGAGCUGAACAGAGUGCAGCAGCAGAAUCAGAUAUACAAGAUGAAGAGUCUUCUGAUUUUACCCUAAUGUCUGAUAUUGCAAUGACACCAGAGCUAUUUGAGAAGAACUGGCACUCAUCAGAUCCUGCAUGUCAGUUGUCCAUAGAAUGGAAAAGCAGUGUACAUCUAGAUACUCUGCAAACUGCCUUACACUUGAUGAACAUCUACACUAUUGCAAAGAGUAAAGCUGGUUUGCAACCAUGGAAAUCUUAUCUCUACGCCCAGGAUAACAUAGGAAAUAUGUAUUUCAUACAGAUGGUGCUUGCUAGUGAUGCUUCUGCUUUUCAGACAAUGGUAAAACAAAGUCCAGGGAGAGAGGACGUACUACAGAAUUUUAUAUCUCUCUUAAAAACUGCGGUUGGAACAAUCUUAUCUCUAUCUUGAUAAAUAUGAUUACUUUUAA